UAUUUAUCUAUUUUUCCCAGCCUCCUGAUGGUCGGCUGACCAAGGAGAUGCAAAUCGGAGAGGGCGGCACUGGAGCCGUGUUCAUGGUAAGGGACCAACCAAAUUCCUAGAGAGCAGGGGGAGCUGAAAGCAAGUUGAAAGUGCUAUCACUAUCCCUGCUAUGCACAUGAUUACAUUCCUUAAUAACUCAAUAUUUCUGUCAGUUUGUUCCCAAUAUGAGUCUUGAUAUUUCCAGCUAAUACUGAAUGUCAGUUACACCUUUCUGUGUGUGUUACAGGGCCAUCACCAUCGCAGAGGUAAGGUAGCCGUCAAGAUGGCCAACAUCACUCGGGAUGAGGAGUCAGUCUGCCGAGAGGUAAGCUUUCUCCUGAAGUUCAGCAGGCACAGGAACAUCGCCUCUUACUAUGGAGCUUAUUACCACCCUGCUCCAAACGAGGAGUCAUCGGAGUAUCUGGAGCUUGUCCUUGAGUACUGCAGCGGCGGCUCCCUGUACAACCUGAUCGACAGCACCGAAGGCCAAUCCCUGAAGGAGACCUGGAUUGGCUAUGUCUGCAGGGAGGUAUUGAAGGCUCUCAACCACAUUCACCACCACCGGGCCGUUCACAGGGACAUCAAGAGCCCCAACGUGAUGCUCACCAAGAAGGGGAACAUCAAACUCAGUGAGUAAAACUUAUAGUUGUAAGAUGAAUGGAUGGGGGGAAGCUUCUGUGGAUAUAAAGUACAAAGGGUAUCAUGAUACAGGUUUAUAUCUUAUUGCCCUUAAAAUGAAUGAAUUUUCCAAUUAUAUGUUUAAUCUGUCAUUUCAGUCGAUUUCGGACACUGCUGGGACCUGGACCCACAGACAGGGAAGUGCAACCAGGCUGAUGGGACUGCGCACUGGAUGGCGCCCGAGGCCUUUAGGAGGAGGGACAGGGAACCGGAAUUUGACAACAAAGUAUGUUGUAGAAGCAGUAGGAGGACCCAAUGGCAUUUAUGUGUCUGCACAAAUGGGUGCUGCAUUCAGUAAAGGCCAAUUCAGUUACAUGAGUGCUAAACAUGAAGCCAUUGGGAACCCCCUGGUAACAAGUAACUAAAUCAUACGCUAACCCAAUUCUAUCCUAAUGCUCUUUGGUGUCUUCUUUUCCAGUGUGACAUCUGGUCCCUUGGAAUCACUGCCAUUGAAAUGGCCGAGGGAAAAACACCAUACGCCGAUCAGGAACUAGUGUCGGACCUGAUCAUCAACAACGACUCUCCGAGGCUCAUAUCAAGGACCUGGUCUCAAACUUUUGUGUCCUUCUUGGAGUCGUGCCUUGAGAAGGAUCCUUCCCGGAGAUGGAGUGCGGAAGAGCUCCUGCAGCACCCGUUCAUUACUGAACUGCCCCCUGCGAAGACCAUCAGGGCUGAAAUCGAGGAACACCUUCGGGCUGUGCAGAACCGGCCGGCCAAACAAGGAUUGAGAGCAGUUCGCUGGGCCAGGGAACAGCUACGGCGGGCCAGGGAACAGCUACGGCGGGCCAGGGAACAGCUACGGCGGG
Xenopus tropicalis (tropical clawed frog) is the source of this 1514-nucleotide messenger RNA. Its product is annotated as serine/threonine-protein kinase mig-15-like. Bases 314 to 667 code for a protein of 117 amino acids. The record is from RefSeq and is a predicted model, not a curated record. Gene Ontology annotation, molecular function: ATP binding. The transcript is spliced from 7 exons. NCBI's taxonomy places the organism in Eukaryota, Metazoa, Chordata, Amphibia, Anura, Pipidae.